CAGGAGCUUACCCCAAGUCACGCAGACACUUCACUUGCUACCAACUCUACAGGUGGAGGUUCACGAAGGGAGACAUGAAGGGCUGGGUGUCUCUCACAGUUUACGCUCUCCUGCUUCUGCUGAUGCUUUCAUUCUUCGUAGAAUCUCGACACCUUCCCCAGGACCAGGUUCAGAGACGGAAUUGGACACCUCAGGCUAUGUUAUAUUUGAAAGGCGCACAGGGACGUCGAUUGAUCGCCGAGAACGGAAAAGCUGGAGCCCUUUAUGAAACCUUAGGUCUUGAAACUAGAAGUGAAAACUCUAACCCCUUAACCCUUUCACAAGCAACUGCUAUGGUGAUGAAUUUGAUCGGACAGGCACAAGAUAAGUAUGUUUGGCAACUUUCUUGCAGGUUCAAGUAUUACUGUACGAGUCGGAGAUACGGAUAAGUUACCAACAUAGAAAGUUUCUAUUAAUUAU
Messenger RNA from Callorhinchus milii (elephant shark), 459 nucleotides. RefSeq names its product spexin prohormone 1. NCBI's taxonomy places the organism in Eukaryota, Metazoa, Chordata, Chondrichthyes, Chimaeriformes, Callorhinchidae. The coding region runs from base 75 to 428 and encodes 117 amino acids. The transcript has 5 exons. The record is from RefSeq and is a predicted model, not a curated record. Gene Ontology annotation, molecular function: neuropeptide hormone activity.